AUGGAGAUCUUACUUUUUCUCGCCAAACCCGAUCCAUCGUCUCCCCUCAUCUCUCCCUCUUCUCCAGAUCUUGCUUUCUCCCCGCCAAACCCUACCCCUCACGCCGCCCCUAGUGCUGCCAUCACGGCGAUGGUUGAAGAAGACCAGUGCCGUAGCCAGAUCUGCCCGCCGUCCACCCCAAAACGCAACAUUCCGCCACCGCGUCAGCUCGCCUUGGUCAUCCACCUCGUCGCCUUGCCUCCGUCCGACGUCGUGUUGCCUCACCUCCGUGUGUCAUUGCGUCGCCUCGCCUCCAUUCGCUGCCUUCGUUCGCCGUAG
Striga asiatica is the source of this 318-nucleotide messenger RNA. NCBI's taxonomy places the organism in Eukaryota, Viridiplantae, Streptophyta, Magnoliopsida, Lamiales, Orobanchaceae. The record is from the annotation of a GenBank genome assembly.